Saprolegnia diclina VS20 is the source of this 1980-nucleotide messenger RNA. RefSeq lists its product as hypothetical. The record is from RefSeq and is a predicted model, not a curated record. Lineage: Eukaryota; Oomycota; Saprolegniomycetes; Saprolegniales; Saprolegniaceae. The transcript has 20 exons. Gene Ontology annotation, molecular function: ATP binding; protein binding. Bases 1 to 1980 code for a protein of 659 amino acids. Gene Ontology annotation, cellular component: ciliary inversin compartment. Gene Ontology annotation, biological process: protein localization to ciliary inversin compartment.
AUGUGGCCGACGAAGGCGACGAAGGAGUUGCACGAGAAGCAGAGUGCGCUUCUCGACGCUGCAGCAGCUGGGAACGCGGCUGCCGUCCAAGCCUAUCUCCACGACGGGGUGCCCAUCACUUGCACGAACGAGAGCGGCUCCACGUCACUGCAUGCAGCCGCCAACUAUGGGCACUGGGACAUUGUCCGCCUUUUGCUCGAAAAACGCGUCGACGUGAGCGCCAAGGACACGAAUGGGUCCACCCCUCUGCAUUUGGCAGCGAGCAAAGGACAUGUCGCGAUCGUCCGCAGCUUGCUCCAAAAACGCGCUUUUAUUGAAGCCAAAACCAAGGACCUCGAGACGCCACUGCACUACGCCUCAAAAUACAAUCACGUCGAGGUCGUGCGGCUUCUCUUGGCGUACGGCGCGAAUCUCAAAGUCGAAAACAACUGGCACCAAACACCGCUUUUGCUCGCGCACGAAAGAGGAUGUGUCGAUGUUGAAGACCUUUUGCGCAAGCAUCCCGAGACGCUAAAGCUCGUGGCCGCUUUGCGCUGCAAGCGCAUCGUGAGUGCGAGCAAGAUCCUUGAGAAAGAUAACAUCAACGUCAACCAUCGGGACAGGGAUAAGACGCCUUUGCUGCAUCUGGUACUGGCGACGCAAAACUUUCGGCUGCUUGAAACUAUGCUCGAGCGACCCAACCUCGAGGUCGACGCGACCGACGCGACGGGGAUGACAGCUCUGGCCAUUGUGCUUCCCACACGCAGUGUUGAGGCAACGUACGCGCUUCUGGACUUGAACGCGCAGCUUGGGGCUGUGAGCAAGACCACCGUGCACGCCCAGAUGCCCCUUCUGGCAGCUGUCUUGCGCCACGCAACUUUAAACCGCAACAAAGGAGUGGUCGAAGUGCUACUGGAUCACGGCGUAAAUCCUGCGACCACCAACGAGCAAGGCGAGACGGCGCUGCACCUGGCGGCUGCGAGCGGCCACACUGCUUUGGUCUACACGCUGCUAAACCACGUCCAGUCCCUGCUUGGUCGUAGCGACCAGAAGGACAAUACAACUGUGGACGUCGCCGUGAAGGGCGAGAGCUGCAUCGACGCCACCAACGACGCCGGCGAAUCCCCCCUUUUUGUCGCGGCUGCGAAUGGGCACGCCGACACUGUCAAGGCACUUCUACACGCCAGCGCCAGUACACACCACGUGGUGACCAAGGACGGCUCGACGCUGCUGCACGCGGCCGCUCUCAGUGGGAAGAAGAAUGUCCUCGACCAAGUGCUAUCGCUUUGCAGCGACGUGGAGGCCUGUGAUGAGAGGGGACACACGCCGCUGCACGUCGCGGCGGCCAAGGGUCAUGCGAGCGUCGUCGAGUACCUCGUUGACGCCAAGGCCAACACCUUUGCGACGACAACGACUGGCGACACGCCACUGACACUGGCAACGCACCCACGCGUUCUAGCCGCCUUGAAGAAUGCAGAAAAUGAGGCCAAAAAUGAGCUUGUCGACGCUGUGAGCACGCAACAGUACGAUCGGGUGCUAACGCUUCUUGCCAAUGGCUUGAGCCCCAACACCACAAACAAGGCGGGCGACUCGCUCUUGCAUCUUGCGGUGCAGGGCAACGACCACGCUUUCUUGACGGCACUUGUGCGGACGCCAGGUCUGCAGAUGGAGAUCCGCAAUGCGGCGGGCGUGACGCCAAUGACACUGGCGAUCCAAGCCGGGAAUCGCCGCUUGACAAGCCUUUUACAUGCUGCUUCGCAUGCGUUGAAGCCCGAGGUGUCGUCGGACGCCUACACCAUGGACGUCGAUGCGCCGCUCGGUGUUGGCGGCUAUGGCGCCGUGUACAAAGGCACGUACAACGGUCGCUCGGUUGCCAUCAAGACAGCAGUUGGGCCCGACGGUGCGGCGACUCUUCUCGACGAGACAAAGACGAUGCUCCUGUACGUCAUUUUUCAUUUUCAUUUUCUCAUUUCUUAUUUUCAACCUGUUAUUGUGGACUAG